AAAAAAAAAAAAGAAAAAAUGGUGGCGGCGCUACUCUCGGUGACGUUCGUCACGGCGCGGCUCGCCCCCGCCGCCCCUCCUCCUCGCACCGAACCCUACAAGAACCCUAGAAGCCCUAAAAACCCUAAUCAUCUCCACCUCCAACCCCUCUCUCCCUCCUCCUCCUCGUCCUCCUCCGCCGCCUCCGCUUCUUCUUGCGCUCUCCAGUGCCCGCACUUCCAAUCGUGUUCAGGGUGCACGCAUGAGUGGGAUCUGGACCGCCCGCAAGUGCUCGAAGAAGUGAGCAAGUUCUUCAAGGACCGCGGCGUUGCCGACUUCUCCUUUGAUAUUGGUCGAUUGUGGGAGUGGAGAUGUCGCGCAAAGCUUGCUAUACGCGGAACGCCAGAGAUCCCGCUGGUUGGGCUAUAUCAAGAAGGGACACAUAGUGUUGUUGAUAUUCCACAAUGUAGAGCACAUCAUCCAAGCAUCAAUGCUGCAGUCGACCUUCUAAAACAAGGUAUUUCCAAGUUGAAUAUUCAGCCAUUUGAUGAAGAUUUGGGUACCGGUGAAUUGAGAUAUGUCCAGAUGGCUGUGACAACAUAUAACACAUCCCUCCCAGCUGCAGAACGAUACCGAGAAGGUAAAGUGCAAGUUUCCUUGGUUUGGAAUUCAAGAAAUGAACAUGCACAGAAUUCUGAGAAGUUGAAAUCCUUGUCUGAUUUUUUAUGGAGAAACGGUGGACCAAACGGUAACAUCCAUUUGAUUCAUUCUGUAUGGGCCAACUUUCAAACGUCAAGCAGCAAUAUAAUUUUUGGAAACAAAUGGAGACAUCUCAUAGGGGAGAGAGAUUUCUGGGAGCAUAUAGGAGGAAUUGAUGUUUCUCUUGAUCCAUCAAGCUUUGGCCAGGCAAAUACUCAGGCUUUUUGUUCUUUACUAAGGAAAUUGCAGAAGUACGUCCCUCGCCGAUCAUCUGUUGUUGAUCUGUAUUCAGGGGCUGGUGCCAUUGGUUUAUCUGUAGCAGCCACAAGGAAAUGUAGGUCUGUGAAAUGCAUUGAGAUCAACAAAGAGUCGAAAGCGUCUUUUGAGAAGUCAGUGAGCCGUCUGCCCAAAACCGUAGAUUGCAGCAUCAAUUGGCACAAUACCGAUGCUUCAAUUGAACCAGUUCACUGGCUUGAGGGGUCUGAUGUUGUUAUUGUGGAUCCUCCAAGAAAAGGAUUGCAUCCAUCUCUUGUCGAUGCUUUAAGGAAUGUUGCUUUGUCUUAUAGUAAGGCUUCCAAGGCUCCCAAAAGUUCUAUCCUAAAUGAGAAAGAGGAAAAGAGACCCUGGAUUCUACGAGCAAGGGAAGCAGCCAUUCAUGUUGAUGGCAAAACCAACUGGGAAAAUAGUCAAAGUUGGCCGGCAACCCUUAUCUAUAUCAGUUGUGGAUGGGAAAGUUUUAAGGAGGAUUGUAAGAACUUGUUAUCAAAUAAUGCAUGGCAUUUGGAGAAAGCUCAUGCUUUCAACUUUUUCCCUGGCACUCAGAGCAUUGAAGUUCUAGCGGUGUUCAAACGCGGUCCGCGUGUUGCCCAGAAGAAAAAGAAAUCGGGAAAAAAGAAGACAGCCAAGUGAGAGGAUUGGAGAAUUCUAAGCAAGGCAAGUUUACUUGUUUAUUUGUUUUCUCUUUGGCUCGAGAAGGGAGAUAUCCAACUAUUUUCAAUGGUGCAUUUGCUGGAUUUGGCAAGUUUUUUCCUUCAUCAAUACAAAGAAAUCCGAGAGAAGAAGGCAUAUCAGAGUAAGAUUAUUCCAGGAAAGAAUAUUGCGGUUGCAUACUUGUUUCGGCACUGCAACUUCACACGAGCGAGGAGAGGCUAAAUGACAUGGAUUUUACUACCAACUGUAGCAUCUAUGUUGCAGCUGAUGUCUGGGGAACUGCAGUAAAACAACGGAAGAUCAUGUACAUUUUUUUGGUUCUCUCAAUUCUUUUCCGCUAGCUUGCAUGGUAUCUGCGCACAAUGUGUUUUGCUGUAUCUAUUCGAAUUUCGCUAGUGCGAAAAGCAUUUCUUUUUUCUCUUCUCUCUUACACUGUUUAGAAUCAAAUCUGAAUAGAAUUCAACUGAUUUCACUCGUGAAGAGUUUUUAAGUUAAA
Ananas comosus (pineapple) is the source of this 2104-nucleotide messenger RNA. RefSeq lists its product as uncharacterized. The transcript is spliced from 17 exons. Gene Ontology annotation, molecular function: RNA methyltransferase activity. Bases 19 to 1587 code for a protein of 522 amino acids. Lineage: Eukaryota; Viridiplantae; Streptophyta; Magnoliopsida; Poales; Bromeliaceae. The record is from RefSeq and is a predicted model, not a curated record. Gene Ontology annotation, biological process: RNA processing.